This is a messenger RNA of Hypanus sabinus (Atlantic stingray), 1371 nucleotides long. Its product is annotated as epsin-1-like. The transcript is spliced from 5 exons. Gene Ontology annotation, cellular component: endosome; plasma membrane; clathrin vesicle coat. Bases 556 to 1356 code for a protein of 266 amino acids. Lineage: Eukaryota; Metazoa; Chordata; Chondrichthyes; Myliobatiformes; Dasyatidae. Gene Ontology annotation, molecular function: phospholipid binding; clathrin binding. The record is from RefSeq and is a predicted model, not a curated record. Gene Ontology annotation, biological process: endocytosis.
CGCUGACCUCAAAGAAGCCCCUCCCCGCUGCUCCGGGAACGAAUAUUAAUAAGCGGAAGCGGAAGCGUCGCCAUUUUAUCGCGGCGGAGGGAGAAAAUCGGCGGAGGGACCGGAGGGAUUGGGAGACGGACACAGAUGCUAUGAAGUGAGACAAAGUGCCAUCAAAUUUAUGGACCCUAUACAGAUUACAGAGGAAGAGAUUUUGCUGUCCUGGGGCAAAAGUCCCCAGGGCCUGAUCGUGUGUUCCCUUGAACCCUGUGGGAGGCAAGUGCAGAAAUUGCCAGACCCCUAGCAGAGAUAUUUAAAUCAUCCUUAGCGACAGCUCCACCGCUGACGAAGAUGCCGCAUGGGCUCAGCUCCAGCCAACUGUUGACAAGUAGUUGGUGAUUUGCCCUCACCCCCCCACCCCCCUCCCUCGUUCCCCACCACCUGAGGGUAGCUGUCCUCUGCCUCUCUCCCCUCACUCUCCCCCCCCCCCCCGCCCCACACCCUCUCCCUCCUCGUUCCCUUCUCCAUCGGCAGCUGCUUCUCCCUUGCCCCCUCCAGCUCGCCAAGAUGUCAACCUCUUCCCUCCGGCGUCAGGUGAAGAACAUAGUCCACAACUACUCUGAGGCAGAGAUCAAGGUGAGGGAGGCAACCUCGAAUGACCCUUGGGGCCCCUCCAGCUCCCUCAUGUGCGAGAUCUCCGAUCUGACCUACAAUGUGGCGGCCUUCACCGAGAUCAUGGGGAUGGUGUGGAGGCGGCUGAACGACCACGGCAAGAACUGGCGGCACGUUUACAAGGCGCUGACGCUAGCCGAGUACCUGGUGAAGACCGGUUCUGAGCGGGUGGCCCAGCAGUGCCGCGAGAACAUAUAUGCGGUGCAGACCCUGAAAGACUUCCAGUACAUUGACCGCGACGGCAAAGACCAGGGCGUCAAUGUGCGGGAGAAGGCCAAGCAGCUGGUGGCCCUUCUGAAGGAUGAGGAGAAACUGAAGGAGGAAAGGGCACACGCCCUCAAGACCAAGGAGAAGCUGGCACAGGCUGCCACGGCCAGUUCCUCUGCGCCAUCGGCCCCCUCAGCCACCCUACGUGGGCCGCCAGACAUGGACCAGGCCUGGCCACAGAGCUCGGGCGAAGAGGAGCUUCAGCUUCAGCUGGCCUUGGCCAUGAGCAAGGAGGAGGCCGAGCAGAGAUCACCUCCAGUCCAUGGCGAAGAUUUACAAAUGCAGCUGGCUCUCAGCCUUAGCAAGGAGGAACAUGACAAGGUAAUGGGACAGUGUGGAGGGAGAUUCACUCUGUGUCUGACCCCGGGAGUGUGUGAUGGGACGGAGUGGAGGGAGAUUCACUGUGUGUCUGACCCCGGGAGUGUGUGAUGGGACAGUGUGGAG